AUGUCUGACUCCAGCCGUCCGCAAAGUCCUAUAGACGACCCUCCCGACUUUGGGUACUGGUAUUCCACGGGAGACAUUAUUACCGCCGUCCUCCUCUUCGCCUUCAGCCCCUUCCUCUUCAUCCUCUCCUUCGCAUUCAUCCCUUCUUUCUUCUGCCCUCCUGGCAAUGGCGACGGUCCGGCAGAUGGAGUGCGCGGCGAGGUUACGGGAUCGCAAGUGAGGGCUACAACGCCAACCACUCCGAAAUUUCGGUCGCGGAUACCUAUGACGCCGAAAUAUUAUGCUCAGCAGAAGGCCCGUGAAGAUUCUCCUUUUGAAGAUUAUGACUUAAUACAAGACGCCCCACUCUACGAAGAUUUUUGA
Molecule: messenger RNA, 363 nt
Organism: Annulohypoxylon maeteangense
Lineage: Eukaryota; Fungi; Ascomycota; Sordariomycetes; Xylariales; Hypoxylaceae
Exons: 1
Coding region: 1-363 (120 amino acids)
Source: RefSeq, a predicted model, not a curated record